This is a messenger RNA of Macrosteles quadrilineatus (aster leafhopper), 1710 nucleotides long. RefSeq lists its product as uncharacterized. The record is from RefSeq and is a predicted model, not a curated record. Lineage: Eukaryota; Metazoa; Arthropoda; Insecta; Hemiptera; Cicadellidae. The transcript has 3 exons. Bases 1 to 1710 code for a protein of 569 amino acids.
AUGUAUCGAAGGGACAUAAGAGACAAACACAUAGAGGAAACAAAUGCUGCACUAAACUAUAUGUGUAAUGAGCUCAAAUUGAAUUUCAUUGACACCAGCCUAGCCUGCCAAGAAGACUGCUAUGGACCCGACAACAUUCACCCCAACCGUAAAGGCGCCACUAUUCUCUCUAACAUUAUCAUCGAAAAAGCCAAACUUCUCUUCACCAACCCACCUCAGCCUAGCAUGGAAACCGAUCCUACCACCCAUCCCAGCCACAAACCAACUAGUGAACACCCAUGCCCUCAACACCAGAACAACGUCCCUCAGCCAACUGAAGAAACCCAGGAAGACUCCACCGACCAACAAAUACCCAUCAACUCCCAAUCAACCACAAUAAAUACCAAAAUCGACACCAAGCCACACUGCGAGGAACUUGCCUCAGAACUGGUUGCCAUACACCUGCCUGAGCAACAACUAACAGUGAUUGGAGCCUAUAGAUCCCCCUCUAAACCCAUCGAAGAACUUACCAAACACCUAGAUCCCUUCCUGGAAAUCGGCAGUGAGGAAGACAAAAAAAUAUACAGUAACUUCAAAAGAGCAUACGACCUAGAUGUAAAAAAGAAGAAGUCUGAACAUACAAUGAGCAUAAUAAACAAUGCCCCCAACAGAAAUAAGACGGUAUGGAACAUCAUAAAUAAAGAAUCAAAUACAGACAACAAAGUAAACAAUAUCACCCUCAACUCUAAUGGACGCCAAAUAACCGACCCAACAUCGAUCUGCAACACCUUCAACAACUAUUUUAUCAACAUCGGCAACCACGCACUACAAAACCCAAACCUCAACAAAGCAUCUGAUCCCACUCAACCGGACAUGACACAGAAACCACAUCUAUCUGCCUUCAAAACAAUCACCCAACAUGAACUCAAUAAGCUUUUCAAAAUCCUUCCUCCAAAAUCUUCGUGCGGACUGGACGAAAUCCCAAACAAAAUCCUAAAGUACUGCAAGAAUGAACUGAUCCCUCCCUUGACAAAUAUUAUCAAUACUUCCAUAAUACAAGCCACAGUUCCACAAGCCAUGAAACAAGCUCUGGUCUACCCCAAAUUCAAGAAAGGAGAUACCACCCUAACCGAAAACUACAGACCAAUUUCAAUAUUACCGGCCCUAUCCAAAUAUCUGGAAAAAAUAAUCAACUCCCAAAUAAUAACUUUCCUGGAAAACAACCACCUAUUAAGCGACAACCAGCACGGCUUCAGAGAAAAGAAAUCCAUAAAUACCGCUUUGGCUCAACUCUGCAACACCAUAACCAAUAUCUGGGAGGAUAAAAAAACAGCAAACGGCAUAUUUCUAGAUCUCCAAAAAGCGUUUGACAGCCUAGACCAUAACCUACUUCUCCAAAAAAUAUCAGCCCUAAACAUCAACAACAAAGCUCUAGACUGGAUAAAAAGCUACCUCCACAACAGACAAGAACUCAUUGAAAUUGAACACCAAAGUGGCAACUUCAUUACCAAGUCCAGAUCAAAACUGCAAACCAUCACUCAAGGCAUACCCCAAGGCUCAGUACUAGGACCCCUACUCUUUCUGAUCUACAUAGACACCUUCCCCACCCUCCUACCAGCAGACAAUACAUGUAUAAUGUUCGCCGACGACACGACCAUCAUAGUCCCGGGCACACCAACACCCAACCUAACAGAAAAAACAAUAGACACAGCAAAAAAAAAUCUGCAAUAG